GCCCUCUACAGAGACGUCAUGCAGGAGAACUAUGAGAAUGUGACCUCGCUGGGGUUUGCAGCUUCCAAACCUGCUGUGAUCGCCCAUCUGGAACGAGGGGACGAGCCGUGGCUUCUAGAGCUCCAGGGCUGUGAGGAAAGAGAGAUCCUGGGAGCCACCUGCCAAAGUGGCAAGUUGGUGAGUGAGAAAGAGGAGCAGAAUCCUCAAAUGCCACCACGUGCGGCCAGAUCCCAAGGGAAUGUGUCCUGCAAUCAUGAGCAGGGAAAAUCCUGUGAGUAUCAGUGCAAGUCAGAGAAGGGGCAGGAAAACCAGUCAAGGGAGAAAGUUGGUAAAUCUGUUAAUUAUCAGGGAACUCAGAAGGGUCUCAAGGAAACCAGAGCCCAGCAGAGCAUCCCGGCGGGAGAGAGAAAUAACACAUGCUCUGAGUGUGGGAAAAACUUCCACAGCCACUCACACCUUAUUAGACAUGAGAGAAUCCAUAGCGGAGAGAGACCCUAUGAAUGCUGUGAGUGUGGGAAAAGCUUCACUCAGCGCGCGCACCUUCUUACACAUCGGAGACUCCACACAGAAGAGAGCCCCUUUGAAUGCCAUCAGUGCGGAAAAAGCUUCAAGGAGAGAUCAAACCUUCUUACACAUCAAAGAAUCCACACAGGGGAGAGACCCUACGAAUGCUGUGAGUGCGGGAAAAACUUCAGUCAUCGCUCAGCCCUCGUUGUACAUCAGAGGAUUCAUACAGGAGAGAGACCCUACAGAUGCUGUGACUGCGAGAAGAACUUCAGUUCCCAGUCAGACCUUAUUAAACAUCAUAGAAUCCACACCGGGGAGAAACCCUAUGAGUGCAGUGAGUGUGGGGAAAACUUCACCCAGAGUUCUGCCCUUAUUACACAUCAGAGGAUCCACACAGGGGAGAGACCCUUUGCAUGCUGUGAGUGCAGGAAAACCUUCAGUCAUAGCUCUGCCCUUGUUACCCAUCAAAGGAUCCAUACAGGAGAAAGACCUUACAGAUGCUGUGACUGCGGGAAAAACUUCAUUUACUGCUCAGACCUCAUUAAACAUCAGAGGAUCCACACAGGGGUAAGACCCUAUGAAUGUUGCGAGUGUGGGAAAACCUUCACUCUGAGCUCACACCUUAUUGCACAUCAGAGGAUCCACACAGGGGAGAGACCCUAUGCGUGCUGUGAAUGUGGAAAAACCUUCAGUCAGAGCUCACACCUUAUUAAACAUCAAAGGAUCCACACAAGAGAGAGACCCUAGGAAUGCUCUGAGUGUGGGAAGUGCUUCCAUCAUAGCUCAGCCCUUAUCAUCAGAGAAGCUGCAAGGGAGAGAAACACCGUAACAAAAUUGUCUAAGGCAGAGAAAAGGUUUUUUUCACCCUUUUACACUUUUGCUGUUUCCCACAUUGUGAAUGUUAAGGCUGUUUGCAGCAUUUGCGUCACCGUGGUCUCUCAGCUUCCUCAGCUGAAUUGCCCUCUCUUCCCUUUGGCCGCUCACCCUUCCUUAGGGUGAAUCCCGUGGUCCUAUUUAUCAACUCCUAGGUCAUGGAAAUGUGUCUGCCUCCGACAGGAAUAUCCAUCAGCUCCAGGUGGGGAAAACGGGUGACCACAACUAGCUACAUUGAAGUUAAAUCUACCUGGGCUUUGUCCCCGUUACGAUUUUCCAUGGAGUUAGCUAGCGAGCGUUAGCUAUCCUGAUGUAAAAGACAACUAUUCUUGCACUAAAAAAAAUAGUCCACAGAUAGUCACUGGGCUAAUCCGGUAUGUUUCUUCGUGACUUGACAUAACCUCCAUCACUUUUUCUAGUCUAAACAAACCCGCAGCAUCACGUUUAUACUCGUCUUUCCACUGAAAAAUGAUUGUUAGUCACCCAGUUCCCUGACCGGGGACAGAUUGACUCAUUCUCAGGUCUUCUCACUUUGCACUGGGUUCUGCUGAAGAGCAGUUAUUCUUGUACCAUGUUUCUCAUGUAAAUAUAUUUAAAUAUAAUAAAGAGCAGGAGGAGGGGAAAAAAGUGUUUUUUCAGCCGCUGUGACACCCGAAGAUGCUGGGGUGAGUCGGAGGGAUUCCCAUCUUCCUCGUCACCCCAGCAGUGUUGCCUUCUUGCUGAGUUACUUGAGGUUUAUCUUCUCCACGUUGGACACCUCCCCAAGUGUCAUGUGGUGCAGCGUUCUCGGCUCUCUGUGCUUGGGAAGCAUCCUUUGAUGUCUUUGGUCUUAAAACAUCUUCAUUUAGGGCUGGAGAUGAAAGUGUCACAGAUCUGGGAGGUUUCAGAGGGGUUGCCAUGUUAGUCUGUAUCAGCAAUAAGAACGAGGAGGACUUGUGGCACCUUAGAGACUAACAAAAUUAUUUGGGCAUAAGCCCAUUUCGUGGGCUAAA
This is a messenger RNA of Trachemys scripta elegans, 2372 nucleotides long. RefSeq names its product zinc finger protein 271-like. Gene Ontology annotation, molecular function: RNA polymerase II cis-regulatory region sequence-specific DNA binding; DNA-binding transcription factor activity, RNA polymerase II-specific. The transcript has 3 exons. The record is from RefSeq and is a predicted model, not a curated record. Lineage: Eukaryota; Metazoa; Chordata; Testudines; Emydidae. The coding region runs from base 19 to 1254 and encodes 411 amino acids. Gene Ontology annotation, biological process: regulation of transcription by RNA polymerase II.